Molecule: messenger RNA, 1083 nt
Organism: Kluyveromyces lactis
Lineage: Eukaryota; Fungi; Ascomycota; Saccharomycetes; Saccharomycetales; Saccharomycetaceae
Gene: HOM6
Product: homoserine dehydrogenase
Exons: 2
Coding region: 1-1083 (360 amino acids)
Biological process (GO): L-homoserine biosynthetic process; aspartate family amino acid biosynthetic process
Molecular function (GO): aspartate kinase activity; NADP binding; homoserine dehydrogenase activity
Source: RefSeq, a predicted model, not a curated record
AUGUCUUCCAAAGCCGUCAACGUUGCUGUCAUUGGUACUGGUGUCGUCGGUUCAUCUUUCUUGAAGCAACUGCUUUCUAUCAAAUCCCAAAUUACUUACAAUGUGAUUUUGGUUGCUAAAUACUCUAAUGCCCUAGUUUCUAAAGAUUACUCUCCAUUGAAGCUAGACGCUUCUUCUUGGGAGGAAACUGUUAAUGCUGAAGCAGGUAACCCAAUUUCUGUCCCUGAAAUUUUUGAAUUCUUGCAAAAAUCCCCACUGCCAACCAUUUUGGUCGAUAAUACCUCCAAUGAAGAGAUUGCCAACUUUUACCCAAAGUUCAUUGAAAGCGGUAUUUCAAUUGCCACUCCAAACAAGAAGGCAUUUUCUUCGAACUUGGAAUUAUGGAACAACAUCUUUUCUGCUAAACCAUCUAAUGGUUUAGUUUACCACGAAGCAACUGUUGGUGCUGGCUUGCCAAUCAUUGGUCCGUUGAGAGACAUGAUCCAAACCGGUGACAAAGUUGUGAAAAUCGAAGGUAUCUUCUCUGGUACCUUAUCUUACAUCUUCAACGAAUUUUCUACUUCUACUCCAAACGAUGUCGGUUUCUCUAGCGUUGUUAAAGUAGCAAAGGAACUGGGGUACACAGAACCUGAUCCAAGAGAUGAUUUGAAUGGUUUAGAUGUCGCAAGAAAGGUCACUAUUUUGGCAAGAAUUGCUGGAUUUAAGGUUGAAUCUCCAACUUCUUUCCCUGUGCAAUCUUUAAUUCCAUCUGCCCUUGAAUCUGUCAAAUCAUCCGAUGAAUUCUUGCAAAAGCUACCAGACUACGACCAUGAACUCAAGCAAUUGAAAGAAGAAGCCGCUAAGGAAAACAAAGUUUUAAGAUUUGUCGGAAAGGUUGACUUCCCUUCAAAUGUCGUUUCUGUUGGUAUUGAAAAGUACGAUUACUCUCAUCCAUUCGCUUCAUUGAAGGGAUCUGACAAUGUCAUUUCAAUCCAAACUGAACGUUAUACCAACCCAUUGGUCGUUCAAGGUGCAGGUGCAGGUGCCGACGUCACUGCUGCAGGUGUCUUGGCUGACGUUAUCAAGAUUGCAGAAAGAUUGUAA